AACAUCAUUAUUUGGUAAGAGUGUCGCCUGUCUUGCGAUGUAGUCUGUCUAAUUUGCAUGCAUGAUUCGCCAGGCUAAACCUAAGUUUGCGUGACCACGUUAUUGGGGGGUGGGGGCACCAGCAAUAAAUAACUAUACAUUAGUGAAACAAUUUACCACUAAACCUACAGCCGAUGCACACAUAAAUGUCCCUAUGACUAAUCCACUCGCCGGGCUACAAUGCUGCAACAAUCUGUGCAAUGUGUUAUCCUCUAAUCGCCAAUAAAAUCCCAUGGAAACUCCCAAUAAUCCGCAAUAAAAUGGUAUUUGCAGGCAUGUCUAUAGAGGGAAGGAGUGAUGCAGGCCGUAUAGAGGAAUCAGAGGUACAUUGUCUUCGUCUGGCUCGCUGUCCUCAGUUGUGAGGCGAGUCCUGGGCAAAUUACACCCACACUUCUCCAACUAUAACAGCCCGGCGUGUGUUUUAACUCCCGCCUGCGCUUUUUUUUCUGCACCGUAUCUCAGCAAAGUGACCCGUGCAAGGCACACAACCCACCGGACCGGGAUUGAGAUUGCUGAUUUUAAGACAUAAUCCACUUUUGCAAUUAACCUUUCACCGGUUCGAGAUCAGUAGGCAAGGUCACCCCUGGCUGCUGUUCUCGUCGCCUCCACAGCGCGCCGCAUGUAAAGCUCUCAGAUGAGUUUAAUGUGUACAGUGUGUUGCACUAUAGGUGACCUAUCACACACCGUCGGUGGUCCUCUCUGUUAAAAAAAAAAAAAUCUGACAAAAGAAACUAGUUCAAGACAAAGGAAUGACUGCAGACUCCCACUGCUGGUGUCCUGAUAACCGGAGAAUUGAGCUCAUUUUCUCGGCCGACUCCAAACCAGCAGCACCUCAGUGAGCAACCACCAGAAGAGACGGAAAAACAGAUUUUUAACUGCAGUUUGGUAAACAGACAACGUCAUGUCUUCUAGGGAGCGCCGGUCAGAUCUCUACAUAAAGGCAGAACCAAGCAGUCCGGAGGGUGGUGGGGGGGGUCGGACCAGCCCUGGUGGGGCCUCUUCAGACUCGUCCCAGAGUGGAGGUGGUGGGACAAGAGGGGACAGUGUGAGGCGUUACUCCCCACCGUUGUACACAACGGCUCUGCGUUGCCACUUCAAAGAGGAGGGUGGCGACGGGGCAGAAGAGGGCUCCACUGGCAGCGGAGGAGGGCGGUGCAAGUACGCCCUGAGCACGCUACCCAAGAGGCUGUGCUUAGUGUGCGGCGAUGUGGCCUCGGGCUACCACUACGGCGUGGCUUCAUGUGAGGCCUGCAAAGCUUUCUUCAAGAGAACCAUCCAAGGUAACAUUGAAUACAGCUGUCCAGCAUCGAAUGAGUGUGAGAUCACCAAAAGGCGCAGAAAGGCUUGCCAGGCAUGCCGCUUCACCAAGUGCCUCAAAGUAGGCAUGCUGAAAGAAGGAGUUCGUCUUGACAGAGUCAGAGGGGGAAGACAGAAGUACAAAAGGCGUCCAGAAGUGGAGAGUGCAACUUACCAGAGUGCCCCUCUACCUCUGAGAAAGGAGAGUGAAAAAGGCUCCUCCAACAUCAUCGUGUCCCACCUCCUAGUGGCAGAGCCAGAGAAGUUGUUUGCCAUGCCCGAUCCCCUGCAGCCCGAUACCGCCCAGCGCACCCUCACCACUCUCUGUGACCUUGCUGACCGCGAGCUGGUUGUCAUCAUCGGUUGGGCCAAGCACAUUCCUGGCUUCCUGUCGCUGUCCCUUGCAGACCAGAUGUCAGUGCUGCAGUCAGUGUGGCUGGAGGUGCUGGUGCUGGGUGUGGCAUACCGCUCCCUCGGCUGUGAGGACGAGGUGGUGUUCGCAGAGGAUUUUGUUCUCGAUGAGGAAAUGUCACGUGUGGCUGGACUGACGGAGCUAAACGCAGCCAUCAGUCAGCUUGCUCGCCGUUUCCGUGCCCUGAACGUGGACCGAGAGGAAUUUGUCAUGCUAAAAGCCAUUGCACUCACUAACUCAGACUCUGUUUACAUAGAAGACAUGGAAGCUGUGCAGAAGCUGCGUGACCUCCUCCACCAGGCGCUACUGGAGCUGGAGUGUCAGCGGCGCCCUGAGGACCCCCAGCGGGCAGGACGCCUCCUCCUCACGUUGCCUCUCCUCCGACAGACUGCUGGUCGUGCCCUCACCACUUUCUACAGCAUCAAGACCCGUGGUGGCGUACCCAUGCACAAACUCUUCCUGGAGAUGUUGGAGGCCAUGAUGGACUCCCCCUAGAGGGACAAGCAGUGUGAGCAAGAGGACGCAGGGAAAGAUUUAUCAGAGAUCUAGUCUGCAAGAGUGAAUGAGUGGUCAGCGUGAACCGCAAGAUUUUAGUAUAGAAUUAAUAAUGAGGAGGAUAAUUCCUUUUCUUUUUAGGCUAUAUGAAGAAAGGAUAAGAAUAUGAGGGAAGAAAACCCUUGUGUAUCCAUGUCCCUGUUAAGUGGGAGUCAGUUACUUAAGUCAUAACUGCCAAACUUCAGCGAAAGGUUAAAAAGACCCACUCCAAUCCAGAUGUGGAGAAAAAAAACUGAAGUGAAGACAUUCGGCGUGAAUGCCAUUCAAUUUUUACCAUCUUUGAGGUGUGCUCCAUCACAGCAUUUAUCUGCAGUUACAUAACCACUCAAGAACGACGUCAAGGUACCCGAGACCAGGCUGCAACCAUGUGGCUUUUGAACUUUUUGCAAAUAAUGCAAUAUCCACCCAUGAAAGCCAUAAUGAAACAUCUGGCAAACAGCCAUUGACGGAGGGUCCAGCGUAGGGUCAGACGGACACGCACUACGGAGUGCUUGUAUUUACUAUAAUUUAGUCUGCCUUUUAUUGGCAAAUUCAUAGGAAUUACUUGCAAUAUGUUAAAAGCAAUACAAAUACUUGAUUGUCAGUCUGUCACAUUGAAAAUGUGGAUAAAAUGGUGAGACAGCCA
Messenger RNA from Myripristis murdjan (pinecone soldierfish), 2927 nucleotides. RefSeq names its product estrogen-related receptor alpha (gene esrra). Gene Ontology annotation, cellular component: nucleus. The transcript has 8 exons. Lineage: Eukaryota; Metazoa; Chordata; Actinopteri; Holocentriformes; Holocentridae. Gene Ontology annotation, biological process: regulation of DNA-templated transcription. Gene Ontology annotation, molecular function: zinc ion binding; sequence-specific DNA binding; nuclear steroid receptor activity. The coding region runs from base 941 to 2242 and encodes 433 amino acids. The record is from RefSeq and is a predicted model, not a curated record.